This is a messenger RNA of Pezoporus occidentalis (night parrot), 11796 nucleotides long. It is a transcript of the gene TANC2, whose product is annotated as tetratricopeptide repeat, ankyrin repeat and coiled-coil containing 2. NCBI's taxonomy places the organism in Eukaryota, Metazoa, Chordata, Aves, Psittaciformes, Psittacidae. Gene Ontology annotation, biological process: regulation of dendritic spine morphogenesis. Bases 201 to 6416 code for a protein of 2071 amino acids. The record is from RefSeq and is a predicted model, not a curated record. Gene Ontology annotation, molecular function: protein binding. The transcript has 29 exons. Gene Ontology annotation, cellular component: dendritic spine.
CUCCGCUCCCGCCGGUCCCCGCCCCUCUCCUUCGGCGAUGUGGUGAGAGGGAAGCGCCCCGCGCGCUGCGGCUGUGAGGGGGCGCGGGAGCCCUGUGGCGACAGGACUUCCAGUGAAUGGAGGAAGACACUUCUUACUAGAGAUUUCCCUCGUCUAAAGAUACCAAGUGUUUGGGUUACACGCAGUGGAACAGGAUCGCCAUGUUUCGAAACAGUCUCAAGAUGCUGCUUACUGGAGGGAAGUCAAACCGCAAAAACAGGUCCAGUGAUGGAGGGAACGAGGAGCCACCAGACCGAAGACAGGCAAGUGUAGACUCCCGUCAGAGCCGAUCUGGGCAAGGCACCUCCACAGAGAACGACUGUGCUUUUGAACCAGACUACGCUAUUCCGCCACUCCCAGUGACCGAAGGUAUGCAGCACAUUCGGAUUAUGGAGGGCAUGUCCCGCUCCCUUCCAUCCUCCCCCUUACUCACACAUCAGUCUAUCAGUGUUCGGCUCCAACCUGUGAAGAAGUUAACUGCCCCUUUGAGGAAAGCAAAGUUUGUUGAGAGCCCUCGAAUCCCUGAGUCUGAGCUUGGCUCCCCAACACUUUCUUCAGCACAGAAACUGGACGUUGAUGCAUACUGCCCUGGUGACACUGAGCAGGAGCUGGGACCCCCUCCAUCCGUAGAUGAGGCAGCAAAUACACUCAUGACUCGCCUGGGCUUCCUCCUCGGAGAGAAAGUCACGGAGGUUCAGUCAGGGCCCCAGUACAGCAUGGAGGUGCAGGAUGAGAACCAGAGCUCGGCCGUGACGCAGCGCAUCAGCCCCUGCUCCACGCUCACCAGCAGCACGGCCUCGCCGCCCGCCAGCAGCCCCUGCUCCACGCUCCCGCCCGUCAGCACCAGUGUCACCACCAAGGAUUGCACCUACGGCGCCGUCACCAGCCCCACCUCCACGCUGGAGAGCAGGGACAGCGGCAUCAUAGCUACUUUGACAAGCUACUCAGAAAAUGUGGAACGCACUAAAUAUGGAGGGGAAAGCAGUAAAGAACUUGGAUCUGGAGGAAACCUGAAACCUUGGCAGUCCCAGAAAUCCAGCAUGGAUUCGUGCUUAUACCGCGUGGAUGAGAACAUGACAGCCUCCACCUACAGCCUCAACAAAAUCCCAGAGAGGAACCUGGAGACAGUCUUGUCCCAGUCAGUGCAGUCAAUUCCUCUUUACCUGAUGCCACGGCCAAAUUCUGUAGCAGCCACCAGCUCAGCUCACUUAGAAGAUCUCGCUUACCUGGAUGAGCAGAGGCACACUCCCCUGCGGACCUCCCUGCGGAUGCCGCGGCAGAGCAUGGCCGGUGCCCGCGCACAGCAGGACCUGAGAGUGCGCUUUGCACCCUACAGACCUCCCGACAUCUCUCUGAAGCCACUGCUCUUCGAGGUGCCCAGCAUCACCACCGAGUCCGUCUUUGUUGGCCGGGACUGGGUGUUCCAUGAGAUAGAUGCCCAGCUCCAGAGCUCAAACGCCAGCGUCAACCGAGGCGUCGUCAUCGUGGGGAAUAUCGGCUUUGGGAAAACCGCCAUCAUCUCCAGGCUGGUGGCGCUCAGCUGCCACGGCACACGGAUGAGGCAGAUCGCUUCUGAUAGCCCCCAUGCCUCCCCGAAGCAUGUGGAUGCAAACCGAGAGCUGCCCUUGACCCAGCCACCCUCUGCCCACUCGUCCAUCACCAGCGGGAGCUGCCCCGGGACCCCCGAGAUGCGCCGGCGCCAGGAGGAAGCCAUGAGGAGACUCGCGUCACAGGUCGUUGCUUAUCACUACUGCCAGGCUGACAAUGCCUACACCUGCCUGGUGCCGGAGUUUGUGCACAACGUGGCCGCGCUGCUCUGCCGCUCGCCCCAGUUCGUCGCCUACAGGGAGCAGCUCCUGCGAGAGCCCCACCUGCAGAGCAUGCUGAGCCUGAGGUCCUGCGUGCAGGACCCCAUGGCCUCCUUCCGCAGGGGAGUCCUGGAGCCCUUGGAGAACCUGCACAAAGAGAGGAAGAUCCCUGAUGAAGAUUUCAUUAUAUUAAUUGAUGGUUUAAAUGAGGCUGAAUUUCACAAGCCAGAUUAUGGAGACACCAUAGUAUCAUUCCUGAGCAAGAUGAUCGGGAAAUUCCCUUCCUGGCUGAAGCUGGUAGUGACAGUCAGGACAAGUCUACAGGAAAUAAUUAAGCUGUUGCCCUUCCACAGAAUAUUUUUGGAUAGACUGGAAGAGAAUGAAGCUAUAGACCAGGACCUGCAGGCAUAUAUCCUUCAUCGGAUACACAGCAGCUCGGAGAUCCAGAACAACAUCUCGCUCAACGGCAAAAUGGACAACACUACGUUUGGCAAACUCAGUUCUCACCUCAAGACCUUGAGCCAAGGAUCCUACCUGUACCUAAAACUCACUUUUGAUCUCAUCGAGAAAGGAUACCUAGUACUAAAAAGCUCCAGCUACAAAGUAGUGCCAGUGUCUCUGUCAGAAGUUUACCUAUUGCAGUGCAAUAUGAAGUUCCCAACGCAGUCUUCCUUUGAUCGGGUUAUGCCUCUCUUGAAUGUGGCAGUGGCAUCUCUGCAUCCAUUAACAGAUGAACAUAUUUUUCAGGCCAUUAAUGCAGGUAACAUUGAGGGCACUUUGGAGUGGGAUGACUUUCAGCAGAGGAUGGAGAACCUUUCUAUGUUUCUUAUCAAACGUAGAGAUAUGACGCGAAUGUUUGUUCAUCCCUCUUUCCGCGAAUGGCUUAUUUGGAGAGAAGAAGGUGAAAAGACCAAGUUUCUUUGUGAUCCUAGGAGUGGCCACACAUUACUUGCCUUCUGGUUUUCCCGUCAAGAAGGAAAACUGAAUCGACAGCAGACUAUUGAACUGGGACAUCACAUUCUCAAAGCACAUAUUUUUAAGGGGCUGAGUAAAAAAGUGGGGGUAUCUUCCUCCAUCCUGCAAGGGCUUUGGAUCUCCUACAGUACGGAAGGUCUUUCCAUGGCUUUGGCAUCUCUGAGGAAUCUCUACACCCCAAACAUAAAGGUCAGUCGGCUGCUGAUUCUGGGAGGUGCAAACGUGAAUUACCGCACUGAGGUUCUCAACAACGCCCCUAUUCUUUGUGUCCAAUCUCACCUGGGCUACACUGAGAUGGUGGCUUUGCUCUUGGAGUUUGGGGCCAACGUAGACGCUGCUUCGGAAAGCGGCCUCACUCCUCUUGGCUACGCGGCUGCUGCUGGAUUCCUGAGCAUCGUUGUGCUGCUCUGCAAGAAACGGGCUAAGGUGGAUCAUUUGGACAAGAACGGUCAAUGCGCUCUGGUUCACGCUGCUCUCAGAGGACACUUGGAGGUGGUGAAGUUCUUGAUCCAGUGUGACUGGACCAUGGCUGGGCAGCAGCAGGGAGUGUUUAAGAAGAGCCACGCCAUCCAGCAGGCCCUGAUCGCUGCAGCCAGCAUGGGUUACACCGAGAUUGUCUCCUACCUGCUCGAUCUUCCAGAAAAAGAUGAAGAGGAGGUGGAGCGAGCUCAGAUCAACAGCUUUGACAGCCUGUGGGGAGAGACAGCUCUGACGGCAGCAGCCGGGCGAGGGAAGCUGGAUGUGUGCCGGCUCCUCCUGGAGCAGGGAGCUGCUGUGGCACAGCCCAACCGCCGCGGGGUCGUUCCGCUCUUCAGCGCUGUCAGACAGGGCCACUGGCAGAUUGUAGAUCUCUUGCUCACGCACGGUGCCGAUGUGAACAUGGCAGAUAAGCAGGGCCGGACACCACUGAUGAUGGCUGCAUCUGAGGGACAUCUGGGCACAGUGGAGUUUCUGCUUGCACAAGGUGCUUCUAUUUCUCUGAUGGACAAGGAGGGUUUGACAGCCCUCAGCUGGGCUUGUCUGAAAGGACAUCUCUCCGUGGUGCGGUCCCUGGUGGAGAAUGGUGCUGCCACCGACCAUGCGGAUAAGAACGGACGCACUCCCCUGGACCUGGCAGCGUUCUACGGCGAUGCAGAGGUGGUUCAGUUUCUGGUGGACCAUGGGGCCAUGAUUGAGCACGUUGACUACAGCGGGAUGCGCCCCCUCGACAGGGCAGUGGGGUGCCGCAACACCUCGGUCGUCGUCACUCUCCUGAAGAAAGGAGCAAAGAUAGGUUGUCAGACGUUACCGAGUCGCCCACGAGGUCCAGCAACAUGGGCGAUGGCAACCUCCAAACCAGACAUCAUGAUCAUCCUCUUGAGCAAGCUGAUGGAAGAGGGAGACAUGUUUUAUAAGAAAGGUAAAGUGAAAGAGGCUGCCCAGCGCUACCAGUAUGCCCUGAAAAAAUUCCCAAGGGAAGGGUUUGGAGAAGACCUGAAAACCUUCCGUGAGCUGAAGGUCUCGCUCCUGCUCAACCUGUCCCGAUGUCGAAGGAAAAUGAACGAUUUUGGAAUGGCGGAGGAAUUUGCUACUAAAGCACUGGAGUUGAAACCGAAAUCUUACGAAGCUUACUAUGCAAGAGCAAGGGCCAAACGCAGCAGCAGGCAGUUUUCAGCAGCCCUGGAGGACCUGAACGAGGCCAUCAAGCUGUGUCCCAACAACCGGGAGAUCCAGCGGCUGCUGAUGCGGGUGGAGGAGGAGUGCAGGCAGGUCCAGCAGCAGCAGCAGCAGCCGCCGCCGCUCCCGGUGGAGCCUGAACCUGAAGCCCAGCACGAAGAGCUCUAUUCUGUGCAGGACAUCUUUGAGGAGGAGUACCUGGAGCAGGAUGUAGAAAACGUUUCCAUUGGCUUGCAGACAGAGUCCAGGCCAAACCAAGGGCUGCCCAUCAUCCAGAGCCCACCCCCAUCCCCGGCUCACAGGGACUCAGCCUAUAUUUCUGGCUCACCCCUUGGCUCUCAUCAGGUCUUUGAUUUCAGGUCCAAUAGCUCUGUGGGUUCACCAACCAGGCAAGGGUACCAGUCCACAUCUCCUGCUCUGUCUCCUACGCACCAAAACUCACAUUACAGACCCAGUCCUCCACACACGUCCCCUGCUCACCAGGGCUCCUCUUACCGCUUCAGCCCACCGCCUGUUGGAAGCCAAGGGAAGGAAUAUCAAAGCCCGCCACCUUCUCCUCUUCGCAGAGGUCCUCAGUAUCGCGCCAGCCCCCCGGCAGAGAGCAUGAGCGUUUACAGGUCACAGUCUGGUUCCCCUGUUCGUUAUCAGCAAGAACCCAGCGGGGUCAACCAGCUCCCUGGUAGACCAAAGUCUCCGUUGUCCAAGAUGACGCAAAGGUCCUUCCAGAUGCCCCAGCUCCCUGUGGCCGUGCCGCAGCAGGGGCUGAGGCUGCAGCCAGCCAAGGCACAGAUUGUGAGGAGCAACCAGCCCAGCUCAGCUGUCCAUUCCAGUACUGUAAUCCCAACCGGUGCUUACAGCCAGGUUGCCCACUCGAUGGCCAGCAAGUACCAGUCAGCGUCAGGGGAAAUGGGGGUUAGCCAGAGCAGGUUGGUCUACCAGGGCUCCAUCGGGGGCAUCGUUGGUGACAGCAGACCAGUGCAGCAUGUUCAGGCGAGCCUGAGCGCAGGAGCCAUCUGUCAGCACGGAGGACUGGCCAAAGAAGACCUUCCACAGAGACCAUCCUCAGCAUACAGGGGGGGGAUGAGGUAUAGCCAGACGCCGCAGAUAGGGCGAAGCCAGUCCGCUUCCUACUAUCCAGUGUGUCACUCAAAGCUUGACUUGGAACGUUCUCCCCUCCCCGCCAGCCAGCUGGGCUCUCCGGAUGUGUCUCAUCUCAUAAGAAGACCCAUCACCGUUAACCCCAGUGAAAUCAAGCCUCACCCACCGACUCCAAGGCCCCUGCUUCACUCUCAGAGCGUUGGCCUCCGCUUCUCUCCCUCCAGCAAUAGCAUCUCCUCCACGUCCAACCUGACUCCCAACUUCCGCCCUUCCGCUUCGAUUCAGCAAAUGGAGAUUCCUCUCAAGCCAGCUUACGACAGGUCUUGCGAUGAACUCUCACCGGUCUCUCCCACUCAGGGGGGUUAUCCCAGUGAGCCAGCCCGUUCCCGGACCACGCCGUUCAUGGGAAUCAUAGAUAAAACCGCUCGGACUCAGCAGUACCCCCAUCUCCAUCAGCAGAGCCGGACCUGGGCUGUGUCAUCAGUGGACACUGUCAUUAGUCCUACGUCUCCUGGCAAUCUCCCCCAGCCAGAAUCAUUUAGCCCGCCUUCUUCAAUCAGCAACAUUGCCUUUUAUAACAAAACCAACAAUGCACAGAAUGGCCAUUUGCUAGAGGACGACUAUUACAGCCCCCAUGGGAUGCUGGCCAAUGGGUCCCGGGGAGACCUCCUGGAGAGAGUCACCCAAGCCUCCUCGUAUCCCGACGUCAAGGUGGCAAGGACGCUGCCUGUGGCGCAGGCCUACCAGGACAACCUGUACAGGCAGCUCUCCAGGGACUCCAGGCAAGGGCAGACAUCCCCAAUCAAACCAAAGAGACCAUUUGUGGAGUCUAAUGUGUGAAAGACGCUUGUUGGAGUAAGACCCUCAUGUUUUCAGCACACACACUUCCAAGCUUGAUUUCCAUGCAUAUUAUUAUUAUUAUUAUUAUAUUAUUCUGAUGAUUAUGAUUUCUCUUUGGUAGCUACAUGACCAAGUUUCUCCGGUACUUUGUGUGGUGGUCAGACAGCCAUGCACAUGCUCCAGCCCUUUCGUUCCCCAGCUGACCGUGAAGCCAACAGCAGCCGAGCCAGUAUGGUUUGCCCAAUUCCAGCUAAGUUUCCAGCCGGGAUACCUUAGUGCGUGGGGCGGGGUGGCCCCGACUCUCCCCUCCGCAGCGGGAGGUAACCAAGAGACAAUCGCGUUCUAUUUAAGUUGGUUUCUUUUGUCUUGAUGAGCUCUUAACUCAAUUGUGAUGGGCAUUCCUAGCGGGAGCAGAGCAGGGAUCACAGGAGCCUUUCCCAAGGCUGCAUCCUUGGGAAUGUCAGCCAGGUCAUUUGACUCUUUGCCCCUCAAAGAGCAAAUUACCCACAGCGAGCAAGGGCACGAUGUGUUUUGACACCGAGUAGCUAUGCACAAUCACCAUCCUGCUUCAGCUGGUGUAGAGCAUUUCAAUCCGAAUUGGAUUCAGUGGAUUCCUGCACUAUUUAAUCCAGCAGCAGCCAGAAGGGGUGGGAUCACACUGUGCUCUGCUGCUUUGCAAACUACCUGCUGGGUGCCUCCGCACUGAUUUGCUCUGGGGCAUUUUAAAGGCACUGGUUGAUUAGAGUUAGCCCUUUGUAUGCCUUGGAAUCAGCAAGGGACUUGGCCAGAAACCUCUUGCAUGUGAGCUGGGAUGGCAACACUUAACUCGGUGAGCGGACGACUGCACCUCACACACAGCACCAUGUUUCCACUGGGACAGUUUGAUGUUGGGGGUUUCAUUUGGUGGGUUUUGCAAGGAAGAACAAAAAAAAUCUCGCUUAGAAAAUGGGAUUUGAGCAGGAAAAUUGCAAAUUUUAAUGCUUUAUUAUGUAUUGCUUUGAUGAUGAGGCUGCAUGAUGUGGCAUGAUGGUUCCCGGGACAGGAAGGCUCCUUCUGCAAACCCACCUGGGCAGCAUCUCCUGAGAGCCGGUGCCGUAGCAAGGGAUGCACUCCAAGAUCCAUUCCCAAAACCUUGGAAAGCAGUUGCCAUGUUCCAUACGUGUACAUGGUGGAGACCACAUUCUCCUUUUUAAGGAGCUGGAGUUAAAAGAGAGCUAUUUAUAAUUUAUUUAUGUGAUCCGUUUGUUUAGGUUGGUUUUCCUAUUUUUUUUUGAGUCGAAUGCAAAUCCCAUUGGACGGUGGGAAAAGAGGGAGCGGUUCCAGGAUCUGUUUUCCUGGGAUUUUCCAUAAUCUGUCAAUUUUUCUCUGACUUUUUUUUUUGAGGGGGGGAACUCUUUACAGACUCAUUGGCUGCUGGUGGGUUUGAAAUCUGCCUUUUCAGUCGCAGAGAGGGAAGGGUGGGAUGAAGGAGGGGGAGAGCGAUAACUGUAGCUUGUUUUAAAGCAAAAUAGUGCCUGUUGCCUGAUGCUGAACCUCCCUCGUAUCAGCUCUUGAGAGUGAUGUCAGUGCUGAGCAGGAGUUGGAGUGUUUCCAAAGGGCUAUGCGAAUAGAUUGCAAGACUUCUCGAGCCAAACCAUGGGGUCCAGCCUGGUGUAAAUGAGCAGAUCCCCAGCGCCACAUCCGUGCAGCUCCAUCCAUUUACAUCAGCUCAGGACUUGGUCUGAAACUCUUCAAGCUGGCUUCAGUGGGGUUAUUUCGGUGUCUUUCUGUGUGUGGAUCAGCACAUCUCACUGCUGUCCUGUGCCUGGGAUGCGCACGCCUUGGGGUGACAGAGGCUUGUGUCUCACAGACAUGUUUCCUCUAUAGGCUUUGGUGAUUUUGGUGCUCUUUGGGGCUCUUUGGUGUUUGUCCAGUGGAUUUGGAUUGAGGUCACUGUUUUCUUUCUCGAGGUGCAUCCCAGUGCUGACUGUUUGCUUCCUUGCAGGGCUCUGUAGAGCAGGGAGGUAAGACUGGGAGACCCCUUGGUAGGGCAGGCUCCCCGUGGCUGUGGGGACAUGCAGCUCCUUGCACUGUUCCCCUCCUUGCAAAGGGGGUGUGAUGGGCUUUUUCGUUCCUUUCCUCUCUGUUUUGAAGCAACAUGUUCUGCUUCGUAAGGAAUAACCCAUUUCUUCUCUGCACACAGUGCACCUAUAGCUAGGACAUGCCUAUCCAUGGGUCUGGAGUAGUCGCUUUGCUCAAUGCCUCCCAUCCUCCAGCUUUCUGAGCCACUGAGUAGCUUCCUCCUUUAGUUGCUUCUUUGAAAGGGAAAGGUAACCAAAUUCAGCCCCACCCCUGUUCACAUCCAGGCGAGGUUCUCUCCACUGGGAUGCAAACGGGAUGAUGCGGGAGCAGUGAUGGAGCCUAUGCCUUGCUUUCCCUAUUCAUUGCCUCGUGCUCCCGGUACUGUCCUGGAGCAUCCCCUCACAGCACUUCUGUGUGUAGCUUUUGGGUUGGUGAAGAUGUUCUAAGGGAAAAAGACAGCAGCUCACACUUGUAACACAACCACCAAGCUGCAGGAAGGCUUCAGUGCUGCAGUGUGCAGGUUUGUUCACAAUAGCACGUGCUCACAUUUCUCACAGGAUUCUUGCACUAAUGGUUUUCCAUCUGUUCUCUCUGUAAAUGGGUGCACUUUACUGUUUGUUACUAUGAGAAAUACUGGCUAUUUAAGCGUGAGUAGUGUCUUCAUUAGAGAAAUAGCAAAGCAGCUCUUGUCUCUUUGUGUAUUUUUCACAAAGGAGGAAAAAAAGCAAAGAAACAAAGCAAUGAAUCUGACCAUUUAUAGCACAAGAACUGACUCUUGUAUAUAAGCAUCAACAGGUUGAGUAAGUUUUACCUACAAAAUGAUUUGCAGUGGCUUUAAAGCACUUCCCCAGCAAUCCUGUUAGGGAGGGUUGAGGCAGGGUGGCUGCUGUGGUACCCAGGUGAAUAAGGAGCACACCCCUCCCUGGAAAAGCCAUUCCCUGUGUCCUCAAAGUCAGGCUUUGGAUUUGGCAGGGAGGAAAAGCAGAGGUGGUGCUGUGCUGUGCUGUUGUGCGUGGUCCUGUUGUGCAGCGCGCUGUUGUCCACGUGGCUCAGUGGAGCUCACUGAUGUCCCUUCCCCUUCUCAUCUCGGCUGUCGGUCUGACAGGCAGGCUGUGCUGGGGAGCACGUGCAGAGUUUCAGACACAGUGCUGCCUUCUCCAUCCAUGCUGUGUAUUGAAUUACUCUUGGAGUAAUCCAGAUGUGGGGUGAUGCUGCCAGCAGCGCCUCUGUCCCCUCCCUGGCCGCAGUGGCACCGCUGGCAAGCCCCUGUCUGAGAUUGAGGAGGAUUCUUGGGUGCACCAAGGAAACCAGGUUCUUGAUGACAUGGAAACCUCCAGGUUUGGUUCUUGGGGCGCGUUGGGUGGCGAUGCUGAAGCCGACCCAUGUACUUAGGUGCCCUUCCCACCGGGUGUCUCUCGUCCCCUGCCCACGGCUGGAAUCUUCUCUCCCAGCUUGGGGUGUCCAUGUCUGCCGUGUCCCUCGGUGGGGAUUCACCGGCUCUUGGUCUCCCAGGCUGGGAGGAUGCUGGGACCAGCAUCGGAGGGCUCUGGAAGUGGUUGUCAGUGCUUUGUAAAGGGAGGGUUUUACCAAGACACAUCCCUCAGGAUCGGUCUCUGGAGGCGAAGGCACCGCACAGCCUGAGCCGCCUGCUCCGCAUCACUGCUGGGAAGGGCACAGGCUGUGCCAGCCAAGAUGCUGUCUGUCCAUCCAUCCAUCCCUCCGUCCAUCCGGUGCCCGCAGGUGGGUCCAUCCGAGCACUGGACCUUUGGGGGUGUUUUCCUUUAACCUGGCUGUAAAGGAAAACUUCUUGGUGAGUGUGAGCACCGCGUGUGCGGGUGACGGACGCCUCAGCCACGCUUGGGUUAGGUCUGGAGCCAGGCUGGCUGCAGGGACCCUGUCCCCUCCUGCAAAGGCCGCUGCAUAUUCAGGGUGACCCAGAAGAAGCCGAGCUCAAACCCAAGUGCCAGCUCCGCCUUACCUAGAGAAACAAGCAAGCCAGUGUGCCUCCUCUUCCUCGCCAAGGGGGGUCCGCAGCGAGCUGAGGCAAGCUCUUCGCUGGUUGUACUUUGCUUUUAGCCUUGGGAAUUCAGGAUAGCUCCUCUGUUAAUGGUGUUUAACCAAGGGCUUAGGGGAAGAGCUGUGGUACCUGCCGGGACCUCUGCGGAUAAAUGCCUUCACCCCGUGCUGGUUGCUCUGUGUGGGUGCACGUUGGACACAAAGCACAAUGGUUGAGAGUGAAUCUGUGAUUUUAUUUUUCAGAUGUGUGUGAAUAAUUGCUGGGAUUUUCCUUUCUUUGCGUUCAAUCAAACUCUUUUUUCUAAUACAAACCACUAAGGGCUCAAUUCUUUAGCAAGAUGCAUUCGUGUCCAACUCCUGACUGUGCAGCUGGAUCCCACCUCAACUCUUACAGCCCGACCCGAGGGAAAACACAGCGCGACCGUCACCGGGAGAGCCAGCAGAUACCAAACCCACCCGCUGCAUCCUUCCCUCCUGCUCAUUUCCUACCUGUCACCGUACUGGGGAGGCAGCAGCCAGGUCCACUCCUCCGGGAUCGCAUCCCAUGGCUGCUGUGCCAAAAGACUUUGUCCCUUCCGGGUGAUGCUGGGUGGGUUGGAAGCCCCAUGCCCAGGGACUGGGUCGCUGCCUCGCUGUGCUCUAACAGAGCCCGGGAGCAGCGCCGUGCGCCAUGUCAAGCCUGUUCUGUUGCCACUCCGACAACCCAGAGACUCCCGUGGACUCUGCCAGCCCUGUCCAACCAAGCCUUUUCUUUCCCAUAGUGUUGCAUUCAACGUCCUGUCUCCCUCCUGUCUUCACGCCCGCGAGGAGCUGAGUUUGGAACAGACACGUGCAGUACACACACCUUGUGCUUUGUACACCCCCCUGGCUGCCAUCCUCCGAGACACUUGCUGGGAAGAUCUUUAAGACACUUCACCGUUUUCCUUUAGCUUUUCUAUAACUCCGAUGUAAAGGACUUCCUCUCUCUGUACAGUAUAUUAUUCAAUGCAUGUUCUGUUCUCUCUACCGAUAUAUUGAACACCACACAGUUGUGAUAUUGUGCAGUGGGAAGAGCAGCCCCUGCCGACAGCGGAGGCUUUUGCCUCUCAUGUAUAAGGAAAGAAGAAGACAUAUUUUUUCCUUUGCUGUAUUUGCUUGAGCAGAGUUUUCUUGUCUGUACAUGUGAGCUGUGAGAUAGAUGUGAAAAGUUCAAAAGAAUGCAUUUCCCCCCCUCCCCGGCCCCCAAUGUAUACAGGUUGUAAUCUGUACAAUGAAACUGUAUGUAUGAACAAAUGUACUUAUUUAUAAAUGGUUAACACUUGGA